AUGGAGUUUGUGGUCCUUUGCCUCUGGUAGUAAUAUUAAUACUCCUAAUCUUCUCUCUUCUUUUCUUGCCAACACCAACCAAUUCUUUCUCUUCUUACUCUCUGUGCCUCUGCCUUUCUCUUUUGAAAUGGCCACCGGAAAAGCCGAUGGAAAACGGAGACUAAAUUACUACGACACGGAGGAGGACGAGGAGGAAGAGGAAGAGGAGGACGAGGAGGAAGACGGUGAUGGAGAAUUAGGGUUUGGUGAGGAUUUCAAUAAGAAGAAAAAAAUUGUGGGUGGUGGUGGUUCUAAUAAAGGAUCAGGAUCUGGGUAUGGUGGAGCUGCGGCGGCGGCGGUAGCGGUAGCACCGUCGUGUCAAGCGGAUAAUUGUAGUGCUGAUCUGUCGGGUUCGAAGCGCUACCAUCGCCGCCAUAAGGUCUGUGAGUUUCAUGCCAAAGCUCCGGCGGUUGUGGUUGCCGGAAUCCACCAACGGUUCUGCCAACAAUGCAGCAGAUUUCAUGGGCUUAUGGAGUUUGAUCUAACAAAAAGAAGCUGUCGGAAGCGGUUGGCCGGACAUAACCAGCGGCGGCGGAAGAGCUCAUCGGACGUCCAUGGCGAAAGCUGAAGCUAGGUAGCAAUGACCAGAAUGAUGAACAUUGAUGUAGUUUAUAGGGUCUUCCUUCCCCAAGCAAUUUUUUCUUGGUUUUGUUGUUGGUCAAUGCUUCCAUUAUUUUCACCUCUGCUUGCUCUCUCUCUUCUGUCAAUCCCCAGCUUUUGGCUUUGUACUGGAAGACCAAUUUAUUGCUUUUGUAGGGAAGGCAGUCUUAUUUUUCUUCAACAAUUGCAUUCAUAACCAUUUGGAAUAAUUAUGAGCUGCACCUUUGUUUUGUUUCUA
Messenger RNA from Cucurbita maxima (winter squash), 877 nucleotides. Its product is annotated as squamosa promoter-binding-like protein 3. The coding region runs from base 128 to 607 and encodes 159 amino acids. The record is from RefSeq and is a predicted model, not a curated record. Lineage: Eukaryota; Viridiplantae; Streptophyta; Magnoliopsida; Cucurbitales; Cucurbitaceae. Gene Ontology annotation, molecular function: DNA binding; DNA-binding transcription factor activity. Gene Ontology annotation, cellular component: nucleus. Gene Ontology annotation, biological process: flower development. The transcript has 2 exons.